AUGGAGGAAACCAAAGUUGUUGUCGAAAAAAAAUUGGUAGUUGUUAAAGAUGAGAAUCAGGUUAGUUUUAGUGAGAAAAAGUGUGAAGAAAUAUUUCGAAAAAGAUGCAUAAAUUCCGAUUUCAAUCUUAAAUUAUUUAGAAUAGCGUUCCUCGUCGAUCAAGUCGGUUGGCAUCUUCGUCUCGAGAACCACCGAAUUAUUGCGUAACUCGUAAAUUAACAUCAAAAGUUUGCAAAGUUCCAAUUUCAACAAAACGUCUCACGAAAACUUCAUUCAAUGAAGACAAGAAUUCGGUAGAAGAAAAGCCGAAUAUUGCAGCUCCCGAAGUCAGCGAAGAAAAGGAAUAUCCAAAGAAAGUAGGGCGCCAGAGAGUAAGAUUCCGCCCAGAUGUGUCGAUGUCAUCAACAGGAGUUUGGGAUACAUCUAUCGAUGGUAUUUCUUCUGAUGCUACUCAUGGAGCUGGUGAUGUGCUAGAAGAAACACUGAGAAUUGGGACUGAAUUGGUGCUGACACAAAAUGGUGAUGAUAAUAAUAGAGAGAAGAAGAAAAGGAAUCCAGUUAUCCGCGCCAAACCAUUGGUGAAGUACGCUAUUACUCCAAGAAAUUUGAGCAGAAAUAAAUCUACAAUUGAGAUUACGGCUGUGCCAGAACCGCUUCCUUGCACAUCUUCAUCUCUUCCUCGAAAAUCUUCGAUUCGAGCUGGAGAACAAUCAGUUCCGCCUCGACAAUUUUCAAUUCCUGGAGGGAAUCCGUGUCUUCUAUCACGAGAACCAACUGUUUUAUCACAGCCCGAUAUUCCGCUCCCAGUUGAAGUUCAAAUGAAUUCUGCAUCUUAUGUUCACGAUUUGGUUUCGGAAGUCUCCAUAACUCAGAUAGUUUCUGAUACAGAAGUUACUCCACCAUCUACGAUUGUUCCGGAAAAUGUUGAAGUUCCAAUGAAUCUAGAGUCAGAUGUUCACGAUUUGGUCACCGAAGUCUCAAGAACUCGGAUAAUGUGUGACUCAAACAUUCCUCUCGCUGAAGCACUAUAUGUUGAAACUAAUCAACGAAGAUGGACAAAGGUUCAAAAUUGCUGCGAAUCUGGUUCAGACGAUGAAGAAGAAGUCGUCGUUCAAAAACCACCGAAGCGUCAAAUUUCUCCGCCAUGCGAUGUGGAUCCUGAAGUAUCGUCUGAAGAAGCAAAACGUAGGAGAUUUGAAGACAUCGAUGAAACAAUCAAAGAGGCAAAAGUAAAAGCGGAUGGGAUUUUAUUGAAGGAGCGCCAAAAAGAUCAUGGCAAAAAACUUCAUCGACUUUUUCUACCAACUGCUUUUGCUGAAUGUGGAUUUGAUGAAUUUAUUGUAAAGGUAAGAAAGAAGCUAGAAUGUGUAUGUGUGAAAAAAAACUAAAUUUUUGUUAAAUUUCAGCAACUCUACGCUAGAUUCCGACCAGCUAUUCUGCAGCGACAUUAUAACAGUAGUGGAUUCGGUCUUAAUAGUGGAUUUAUGGAAGUUUUCGAGGAUAAAAUGGAUGAAGUAGCAAGAUAUGCGCCCGAUAGAAGUUGGAAAGGUAAAUUAAACUGUUGAACGUGAACCAUUUAAUACUAGAAAUGAAUUUCAAUUUAAUUUCAGCUCAACGCAUCUUUCCCUUAACACUCGAAAAAUUCUGCAAAGACACCGACAACAUCAAAAUGUACAUAUUCUGUGUUCACGACAAGAUGGACAUUCCACGUUUCUGCUAUGAUCUCGAAAAAAGUUUUGGCGCUCGCCACAUCGAACGAUUCUAUGAUGAAAAGCGACGCUUUCUAGGAUGCAUUGCUCAUAUGAGUCACGAGAAGGCUCGAAAAUUGGGGAAUGAUCCAGUUUACAAGGUGGCCGGUAAGCCUUGUCGUUUUAAUAUUUUCCAAGUCGCAGAUGAUUGA
Molecule: messenger RNA, 1900 nt
Organism: Caenorhabditis angaria
Lineage: Eukaryota; Metazoa; Nematoda; Chromadorea; Rhabditida; Rhabditidae
Source: the annotation of a GenBank genome assembly